CUCCAUCUUCCAUCCUUGACUGUUAACUAGGUUGCUCGAAUCAAACUAGCUAGCCCUAUAAAAUUCUUCACUCAGGUGUAGUACUGCGGUAGUGCAGCACGAGAUCGAUUAUGGAGUUGGGUAGUAGUGCUACCAUGUCUCGAGAGCUGGUCGUCCUAGCGUUCACGUACGUGCUUGUCCACUAUCUCACAGGGGUCAUUCUCCGGAGCAAACGGGCGUCGCUGCCUUUGCCACCCGGCCCGCGAGGCUACCCGGUGGUUGGGGCGCUGCCCCUGCUGGGCCGGGCGCCGCACCGAGCACUCGCAGCCCUGGCUAGGCUGCACGGCCCCAUCAUGCACCUGACCCUUGGAAGGCAAGGCCUCGUGGUCGCUUCCACGCCGGAGUCGGCGCGCCUCCUGCUCAAGGACCACGGCGGCAGCUUCCUCGACCGCCCGGUGGACGACGCCGGGCCCAUGGUGCUGGCGUACGGCGCCCAGGACCUUGUUUUCGCGCCCUAUGGCCCCAAGUGGCGCCGCCUGCGCCGGGAGUGCAGCGCGGGCCUCCUUGGCCCCAAGGCGCUCGCCGACUGGGCCGACACGCGUCACGAGGAGGUCGGCCGUAUGGUCCGUGCGAUGAGCCGGCGGGGCGAGGCGUUGGAGGUGCCGGAGUUCCUGUUCGCCGCAAUGGCAAACAUGAUUGGGCAGGCGGUGGUGGGUCGGCGAGUGCUCGACGAGGCUGGCGGCGAGGCCACGAGGGAGUUCAAGGAGAUGGUGGUGGAGCUGAUGACCACGGCGGGGCUGGUGAACAUCGGCGACUUUGUGCCGGCGGUAGCGUGGAUGGACCUGCAGGGGCUCGGCCGGAGGAUGCGGCGGCUAACGACGAGGCUGGACAGGGCCUGGAGCCGGUUGCUGUCCGAUCACGAGGUGGCCAUGGCUAACAGGAAGCAAGACGGGAGCCGCCGUACAGACCUAGUUGACCGGCUGAUCGCAUGUCGUGACCAUGCCGAGGACGUGGGGGACGGCGUCACAGACCUCAACAUCAAAGCUGUACUUAACAACCUGUUCACGGCGGGGACGGACACUUCGUCGAGCACAAUCGAGUGGGCGCUGGCCGAAAUGCUGGUGAACUCGGCGAUACUACAACAGGCGCAGGCGGAGAUGGACGAGGUGGUAGGCCGAGAUCGGCUACUCCAGGAAUCCGACAUCCGGCACCUCCCCUACCUCCGUGCCAUCUGCAAGGAGACCUUCCGCAAGCACCCCUCCACACCACUCAACCUCCCCCGUAUCUCCACCGAGCCAUGUAAAGUGCAGGGGUACCAUAUCCCCAAGGGCACGAGGUUGGUCGUGAACAUAUGGGCGAUCGGGCGGGACCCGGCGGUGUGGCCCGAGCCGGAGAGGUUCGACCCUGGGAGGUUCAUGACCGAGGAGGGGAGGAAGGUGGAGCCCAUGGGGAGUCACUUCCAACUGAUCCCGUUUGGCGCGGGCCGAAGGAUGUGCGCGGGGGCGCGCAUGGGAGUGGCAUUGAACAUAUAAACAACGCUACACUACCCGCCCAUAGGAAGCACUUGCGAUCGUUAAGUCAGUUGGUCCGUUGGAUUUCACUGCGACAGGACUUUUUACAGUGCUGUCAGAGUCUUAGCCAUUGGUUAUUCGUGACUCCUUUGUUUCAAUUAUUUGCAUGACGGGUGGGCCUCAAAUUUCCCCAGGCCCAGCAUCCUCAUGCGUCCUGUGCGCGUCCUGGGUGAGAAAAGGAAGGCGUGGGGCUGGAUCGUGGUGCACGGUGAAAACCUAGCCACCAAUCCCUCGCAUCCCCGAACAACCAAUCCCUCCGCUCCCCUCGAGCCCCGCUCCCCUCCUCUCCUGCCCUCCCCUGCGUUGCCGCCUCCUCCCCUUCUCCCCUGCUCUCCACUACGCCGCCUCCUCCGCCCUUUCACUUUUCUCUCCCGCGGCGGCGACGAUCUGCAGGCAAAAGGCGACGCCGACGGUGCUCGAUUCGAUCUGCAGGAGAGAGAGAAGAUAAGAGGGAGAGAGAGAGAAGGAAGGAGAGGAGGGAGAACUCCGUUGCCGCCACGUGCCGUGCUUCUGGAUCGAGCGCUGCCUGACCAAGGGAUAAGAGUAUGAGCUGCUGAAGCAGGUGCGGCGCUGGUGCACUGCUGGCGAAGCGGUCGUCGACGGUGCCGUCGACGUCGUCCUUGGCAGAAGUUCUCUAUGCAACAUCUAUUGCAGAAUUUUAUUCUCAGCUUCAUCGGCGUCAGCUUCAUCACCAAGAGGACGGACUCCGGAAGGCAGCCCCCUCCUAAGGCGCCAGGGCCGGUAACUCCCGAAACGUCCAUCCUUCCUAACAUUAUUUUCUGGUGAUGCACCGUUAGGGUUCGUGUUCAUUGCCAUUUUGGAUUCAUAUGUGAAGUCUAUUGUUGUUAAUUACAGUUAACUAAUUUCUUAAUUCAUGGUUGUUUUAGUUGCUGACCAUAUGAUUGGUAGCCUUGGACAGAAGAGGGCCAGCAACAAACAGAAGCAACCACUGUCCUGUCCAGAACAUGCAGGGAUCAGCUUUGGUGGCAUCCGAUGCUGCCAGGCCACGGGGUUAGAGCAGAGGAGGCUGACAUGGUGUUCGACAUUCAGAUGGUCAUUGUGAUCGACCAGAUGCGGCGCCUCAUGUCACCCCGAGCCUCCAGGACUUGUUAGCGGUGCUCAUAAAGUAAGCUCAUAGAGUAAGAAUAUGCUUGCAAGUGCUCAUUUCCCAUAUGCUUGCCCACUCCUGUCUCGCAUCAAGCUUUCAUUUAUUUCCCUAAAAUUCCUCUAAUUUUGUUGUGUGCAUGUCUGAGAAAGAAAUAAGAGGAAUAAGCUAUGGUACGUCUUGGCGAAGUACAUUAUUUCCCUGGCUUGUGAAGUUAAUGCGCCCAAAUUCGCGUACAGUCUGGUUUCGGACUAACAAUGGCUCCUUGUGUUAUAUUGCAACUAGAAAAAGAGAUGGGCAUAAUAAAGAAGCUUGGUGAACAAAUAUAUAUCUGAACCCUCUACACAGUAUAGAUGCUAUAAUUUUUGUUAAAUGGAAGUUAGAUUCAGAUUCUUAAAAAUAUUAUCAUUCAGUCCUAUACAUACAAAGUACCUGCAACCCGCAUCUCUAAACAACGCGAACCUAUCCACAAUCAUAAACUUGUGUAUUGAUCCUCCAUUCAGAUUUCUUAUUAGCUCAUUCUGGCCUGUGUGAAAUUUUUGUGUUUGCUUUACAAUGGCCCAAUGCAUUUCGGUCGAUAUAUAUGUGAUGCCAUUGGUUGGCCUGGAUCGGAUAGCUAGGUUUGAUCGAUUCGGUUAAUAUAUGUUUAUGUUUCUGUUUAGGUUUCAGCACCUUUUGAUGCGUGUGCGUGCUGCCAUUGAUUAACUUCAUCUGUUUUGCUGGCUAUUCUAUGUGCAUUUACAUGUAUAGGAUAGUCAUUUUGAUUCAGUUAAGAUAUGUUCAGAUUUCUGUUUAGAUUUCGGCACCUUUUAAAUGUGCUACCAUGGGGUAACCUGAGUCUAUUUUAAUGGCAACGGGACCUGCAAGUGCAUGGCCCACUGCUAAUAGUCCUAGAAGCGAUCGAAAUUGUUGCUAUUUUGACUUUGUCUGCUACAUGGACUGCUAUUCUGAUCUCUAUGUUUUCCCAUUGCUUCAUUCAGUAUGUCCACGUAAAACCAGAAAUUACAUGCAUUUGAAUGAUGAUAGCUUAGCACUCGAUGAUAAAUGUGAUGUUGUUUUAUGUUAAUGUGAAACCCGAUCUAUCGGUUGUUAGUUUGAAUCAGUACCCAAGCCAUCCUCCUCACUGCCCUCCUCUUAGUUAUUUAGGUAGUUCUUCCUUCUUGGGUAACAAUGAGAAAACGAUUAGGUUGGUUACACAGUAUACUUCAUGAUUGCGGUAGGCACAAAAUGCUUGGCAGACUAAAAUAACUAUGCCUCAUUUCUAUUAUCAAGCUCUAAGUGUAUAUUGAGAUGCCUUUGUACAAUGGAAGAUCCAUGGGGUUGUUUGUUUGCUUGUAGAUUUUCGUGCAGAUAUUUGAAUUGUGCAAAUUUUUAAUUUGAGUUAUAAUUUGUUGUCUCUCGAUGUCGCUAAUUUUGUAUGAGCUGGAGGUGACCAUUAUCAUGUUCUUUCUAUUUUUUAUAGACAAUGUUUUAUUUCUAAUAUUUAGUUUCAUUCCAAGAUUAAUGAUGCUUUCACUCUGUUUUCAAAUUGACAAUUUCCGCCGACCGUUGUUGCACUCAAUGAUGGUUGAUGCCAACGUCGUCCAUUAGCAUUUAUUAUGUUGAAAAUUGCUUCACUCGGUCAUCUCUGCUUUUGACGCCACAAAAACAUGUGACAACUAAUUUAUGCUUGAUUAUUUGCUCAUUUUUAUUCCUUAUACAUUUAGCUCUUGUCCUUGAUUAGUUCAUUUGCAAGGAGAGUGUUUGUGUUCAACAUAAUAUUCCAUUUCCAGGUUUGCACUAAAACUAACUGCAAUAGAAGAAAGUGCAUGAAGAAUGAACAAGGAAAAGCUACAGAUUGAUAUGUAUAGGUUACAAAUUUUUCUACCUCCACCCCAUAUUCCCACUUAUGGUUCAGUGAAGAGUAUGAUUUCUCGCUUGGGAGGAUGCCAUACACAAGAUAUGCAUUUGUUUCCGAUGCCUUUUCAUUACAGUUGCUUUUGUUUAAAUUAUAAAGAGUUAAAUACAUCAUGAGUGCCUAAACUUGUUCGUUGCGCUCAGUUUAGUGCCUAAACUUGUAAAAUACAAAAAAAAUGGUGCUAUAACUUGUCGCACGGUGCAUAUACGGUGCCUCCACCCGUAUGCCAUCGUAUUUGCUCUCUGUGUGGCGUGACAACUGGCAGCUGGCCCACAGAUCAGUGGGUGAGCGUUGUCUGCGCUGGGUGAAAUGCAUACGAGUUGUUUUUGCAGAAAUUUACGUGAGAUUUAAUUAAAGUCACAAAUAAGCCAUUGUUCUAUAUGCUAAUAACAGGAAAAAAAUUACUGUGUCAUUGAAUUGGUUUUGACCUUGGGACCUCCAGGUUAAAUAGCACGCACGCUAGACGCCAAGACUAAUAUUACUUAUACAAUCUACUAUCGCUCUGCAAUUUCCAUUAUAUUGUUUUCAAGUUACCGUUUGGUUUUUACAAUAUAUGUAAAAUUUCCAAUAUACAAAUACGCAACAAUUGUCUAUUAAAAUCUUUAUUCUAUUUUUAUUAUUUGUAGUUUGAAGAGGUAAACCCGAACUGUUUGUAAAAUUUAUAUGGAUUUAAAAAGUUCAACAUAUAUUAUAAAAUAUUGCCUAACUUUUUUGUAUCUUCAUCCAGAACUAUUUUGUAUCUUCAUUGUAUUUUUAAAAUACAUAAUUAUUUAAAAAUCAACAAAGUUGUAUUUUGAAAAUUGUUCAAUAUGUAUUAAAAAUGAUUGUGUAAAAAGAAUAAAUUCAAUAAAUGGGUUAAAACAUGUUAAACGUGUUUGUAGAAAUGUAAGAAUAAUUUUACACAAUAAUUAUUUUAAUACAUAUAGAACAUUUUAUGAAAUUGAUGUUGUAAUUUUUUUUGAAUGCGUGACGGUCAUUUUUCAAAUACACGUUUACAAUGUCUUAAUAGAAGUGAGAAUUUUCCAAAAAUAUGUUGACUUUUUGGAAAAAUACACGUUGAAAAUGCACUGUUCUUGGCCUAUUGGUUAGCACAUGUGCACAUUGUGCGCGAGGUAAUGAAGUCGAAUGCUGCCGGUGUGUGCUCUUUUUUCUUGUUAUUACACUCUAUUUUAUCCCACAUGCUGACAUGCAGGGCGUAGAUCUGACAGAUGAGGUAAAUGCAGUUUGGCAUAUUUAAAUAAAAAAUAUCAGGAGGUUUUGUGAAAAUUAUUUAAAGUACAAGGAAUUUUCUGUAAAACAACUAGCACACACCUCUCACAGGAAUUGACAUGUGGGUCGACGCCAUGUUGACACACCAUGUGGGCUUUGCAUAUGCCUAAAUACGGACAGAGGCACUGUAUUUGAACGUUCAAACAAGUUACGACACCAGUUUCAUGUAUUUUACAAGUUUAGGCAUCAAAGUGAUCGCAUCGGACAAGUUGAGGCACCCGUGAUGUAUUUAGCUCAAUUAUAAAAGCAGCCUUCUAGAGCAGAUCAUUUUUUAUGGAUAUAUGACGACAGGUUUGCGAUUGCAUUGUCAAAAGCAAACCUAGGGUGUUUGAUGUUUCCAUGUAGUUUUAAAACAACCUCCUAGCACUGUUCAUUAUAUAUAUACAUUGAUGCGCUUCUCCAUAUUUGAGGCAUCGUUUGGGUUUUAUCUACUUGUCCAUGAAGGAUGCUUCAUGAGGAAAAUUCCUCAUAUAAUAUUUUUUGAGAGGAAGAGUUUAGGGAGUACUAUAAUUCUGAAGAUAUGCCAGAGAAUUGAAUAUGAACUCACAUAAAGAAUCGAGAUUACAAACGUAGAGGCUUCACUAGAAGAGAGGCCCUUUCUGUAGAUCACAAGAGACAUGUUUUUUGUAGGUACAAGAACCAUAUUUCUAUUUACGAUUAUCUCCUAGCAAUGAAAGUCGUAUGUGACAAACAUGAAUAAGCUAGGGGAAAGGUCAACUGCUCUCUUCCUUUUUGUUUUGAGUGUUAACUUCUGUUUUCAAUUUCCAACUUUGUGCAACUAUUUUCUAUAUAUGUAUAGGUGCUUGCUAUGUUAGAGAUAAAAAAGGAUCUUGGUUACAGCAAGCCACGUGGGGGUUACAGCAAGCCACGUGAGCACAUGGCAUGGAGAAAUGCCAGUGUUCUUGAAAUCCCUUGUUGCAUUUGUUCUUUGUCCUUCUGGGAUGUUACUAAGACAUCCUUUACUAAGACAUCAUUUUCUUAGGUAUUGAGUAGGAUUUUAGCUGCACAACUUGUUGAAAAAAAUCAAUGCUUAAGUUGACGAUAAGGUGAUGUUUGGCCUUGGCCUUUUGUUCUAAUCAUUUGUUGUUAUUAUCACAUAUCAUUUCAUCAUUUUUUUUGGCUUCAUUCUUUCCUUCCUGCUUGCGGCAGGUAGAAGACUCGGGUAAUGGGCAGGUAGAAGACUCGGGCAACGGUUAAUUGACAAGCACUAUAUACACAAUGCAUCUCUGCUAAUAUAGCUUACUUUAUAAAGCCAUCAAUGUAUGCUAUUAUCAAGUGAUUUGAAUAUUUUAUUUUAAGCUAUCAUAUAAUGGAAUAUAAGUAUCCAUUAACUUGGUUCUAAACCAGUCUAAUAUGCAUGGUUUGAAUGCUCGGCUUGCUCUCCUUUUUGCGUGAUAUGAAUAUUUUCUUUUAAGCUAUAAUGUAAUGGAAUGUAAGCAUUUAUUAAGUUGGUUUAAAUCAAUCUCAUAUGCAUGAUUUUAA
This is a messenger RNA of Triticum aestivum (bread wheat), 7303 nucleotides long. Its product is annotated as flavonoid 3',5'-hydroxylase 1. Bases 111 to 1511 code for a protein of 466 amino acids. Gene Ontology annotation, molecular function: heme binding; oxidoreductase activity, acting on paired donors, with incorporation or reduction of molecular oxygen; iron ion binding. NCBI's taxonomy places the organism in Eukaryota, Viridiplantae, Streptophyta, Magnoliopsida, Poales, Poaceae. The transcript is spliced from 7 exons. The record is from RefSeq and is a predicted model, not a curated record.